UCUAAGCCGCGCUCUAGCAGCAUGUCGCAGGCAUCGGAAACUUCACAGACGGCAGCAGAUUACAUCAAAGAGCAGCUCAGCCUCGAGGCAGAAGCACGCGAGGCACUUCCAUAUCAAUUCGAUACUUGCACACGCGACCUUGGCCCUCUACGACAGAGUCUCUAUGCAUGUCUUACGUGCAAUCCAGCGCCGGCCUCAUCCGCUCAGCAAUACACACCAGCAGGCGUCUGCUAUUCAUGUUCCAUCUCCUGCCAUGGCGAACACACACUCGUCGAACUAUUCAAUAAGCGCAACUUCAUAUGCGACUGCGGCACGACAAGGAUACCAGACAUGACCCCUUGUACACUCCGUCUGAAUGCAAAGACUGGCCGGAAAGGCGAGGUGACAGAGGACGAGCCGGCAAAGACCAAUACAUACAACCAGAACUUCCAGAAUAAAUUUUGUGGUUGCGGACAAGACUACGACCCUCAUGAGGAGAAGGGUACCAUGUUCCAAUGCCUUGGACUCGGAAGUUGCGACGACGGUGGCUGUGGUGAGGACUGGUGGCAUCCCGAAUGUUUAGUUGGAUUCACUCGGGAAGAGUACAACAAGAUGAUCGAAAAGCCCAAGACAGAAGUGAAGAAUAGUGGCACAGAUACCACGGGCACCGGAAAGGCCGCGGAGGGACAAACUGGGACCAACGUAGAGGCAGCGCAGACGGCACUCACGGACUCGGUUACAAACGGCAACGGCGUUGAUGGGAACGACACUGUAGCGGAAGCCGAUGAAGAUGAGGACGACGACGAUCCACCCCUACCUCCAGGAUUCCCCCAAGAGGACGAUUUCGAUCACUUCAUAUGCUACAAGUGCGUGGAAGCAAACCCAUGGAUCAAGAAAUAUGCCGGCUCGACUGGAUUUCUCCCACCAGUAUACCGCGACAAGACCAUUGCGCUUUCACACGACGAGAAGAUCACCGUCGCUAUCCCUGAGCCAAAAACCAAUGACUCCAAGAAACGCAAAGCCUCGGACGAAGAUGAAGAGCAGCAGCCAACCCCAAACCUAGCAGCUCCCGUACCGGCUAAGCGCCAGAAAUCCGAAGACCCAAGUGGUACCCUGUCCAGCAUCCCUGAAGUUCCCACGGCGCUUCCCACAGUACCUGAGAAGCCCGAAGCGCCCAAACAUGAAACUCUUCCCCCGCUUCCGGAAACCGCUCUCACAACGCCCUUUUCGCUUUUCCUCAAGCCCGAGUUUCGCGAGCACCUCUGUCACUGUGAUAGCUGCUAUCCCCAGCUCAAGAUGCAUCCCCAGCUCCUCGAAGAAGAAGACACAUACGAGCCUCCUGUAUCCGAGGACGGCGAGGAAGGCGCGCAGUCUGUCGGUACCGGCAGUAUUCUUGACCGCGGCGAAGCAGCAUUCAAUAACAUGGACCGUGUGCGCGCCAUUCAAGGAGCAAUGGCCUACGCGCACAUCAGAGACAAAGUAUCUGCUUUCUUGAAGCCAUUUGCAGAGUCUGGCCAGGCCGUCGGUGCCGAAGACGUCAAAGCCUACUUUGAGAAGCUCAGAGGCGAUACCCAGGGUAUUGAGGAUGCUGCUGGUGGCGCAAAGGCGAACCGGGAUGGUGGUGAUGACGAUGAAGGUGCAGGAGGAGACGGAAGGAAAGAGCAGAGCGGGUAUUAAACACUGAUGCGUUUGUAAUAAAACGACAGUGCUGGAAGAGGGGGGGGGUAAUGGGUUUCGUUAAAGGUUUCUCUGCAAAUUCGAAGCGUGAGAGAACAACGAAUAUGCUCGCGCACACACACUUGUAAGCAAGCUAAUAACUAAAAUUGUAAUAGUCGCCCCUAUACUCUC
Messenger RNA from Exserohilum turcica Et28A, 1827 nucleotides. RefSeq lists its product as uncharacterized. The record is from RefSeq and is a predicted model, not a curated record. Gene Ontology annotation, molecular function: zinc ion binding; ubiquitin protein ligase activity. The transcript is spliced from 3 exons. Bases 22 to 1656 code for a protein of 544 amino acids. Gene Ontology annotation, cellular component: cytoplasm. NCBI's taxonomy places the organism in Eukaryota, Fungi, Ascomycota, Dothideomycetes, Pleosporales, Pleosporaceae.